AUGGCCAAGUCCCAGCCUUUGCCCCUGCUGCUCGACCGAGGAGUAACUGCUGGCCCCGUGGGGAACCAGCUGGUGGAUAAGUCCCAGCGGGUCACAGGGCGCUUUGCUAGAGGGAUCAUCGGGGAACAGGAAGCUGUGCUCCACUCCAAACCCUACAUGGCUUUUCUGAAGAUGAAAAGAUGCUUUGGACCCAUGCAUACCUGCAGCGGGUUCCUGAUCCGGGGGGAUGUGGUGGUGAUGGCAGCUCACUGUAGAGUGAAGUGGAGCAAAGGCAUCGUGGUGCUGGGGGCCCACAACAUUCGGAAGAGAGAACCAAGGAGGCAGAAAAUUAGAGUGAAGCACUGGAUCCGCCACCACGAAUAUAAUAAAAUGACUGAAAGCAAUGACAUCAUACUGCUGCAAGUACAACCCCCAUCCCAUCACCCCGCCCUGAGUGACCUCACACUGCUGCAGGCACUGCCUCAUCCCAUCACCCCAUCCACAGUGACCUCACACUGCUCCAGUCUCUUUACAUCUCCCUUGCAUCCAACUCUCUUGUCCCUCCCACGGCAGCUGAGAAACAAGGCUGAACUCAAUGACUGGGUGCAGCCCAUCAGUCUGCCCCACCCCUGGCCGGAGGUACCUGUGGGCACCGAGUGCAACGUGUCUGGGUGGGGCCGGAUUCAAGUUAAUUCCUCUAAGAGGUCGGACGUGCUGCAGGAUGUGGUUCUGGUGGUGAUGGCCGACGAGGUGUGUGAACACAAUUUGACUAAACAAUAUGACGCUGUGUCCAUGCUCUGUGCGGGGGAUCCUGAACGCAAGAAAUCCACUCUGAAGGGUGAUUCGGGGGGCCCGCUGGUGCGUGUUGGGGUGCCCCAGGGCAUCGUCUCAUGGGGGCCGAUCAACGGGGCCUUUCCUGAAGUGUAUGCAAGAGUCUCCUGGUUCGUCCACUGGAUACAGACAGUGAUGAAAGAGCUGAAGCCCCCAGAUGCUCCUGGAGUCUCAUCUCAAGCCUGAUCUGCCCAACUCCCAUUGGUCCUGAGGCUGAGCUCAGGAUUCUCUCACCGGGGAUGGGGUUGGAAAAUGUAACUCUCCAGACCUGGGAGCCUUUCACAGCCGCUUCGCCCUGCGGCAGAUAUCACCAUGUCCCUUGGUCGGUCCUCUGCUGGGACUGAACUGGAUCGCUCAGCAUCAAACACGUGUGCCUCCUCCUAAUGGACCAGAUUGAUUAGUUCAAAAGCUGGAGGCUGGAGGCAGGUGGGAAUGUUCCACCCCAAUCAUUUUUCAACAGAAAAUGCUGUUGCCACAAAACUGAAACUUUUCUCAGGGAAAUAUCCAUUUUUUUGCCAUCUUCCCCCUACCCCCAGUUUUCCACCAGGAAAGACUCAGUGAAAUAGCUUAUUUUGGCUUCAGUCAACUCAAAACAAAACAUUUUGGGGGAGUCAAAUUGGACUGUUUCAUUUGGUGCCAGUUCAGCAGUGAUCUGUGUCCCUGGUGUGUCCGCGGUGCCCUCCCUUUACAAAUUUGCACCUUAUUCCCAGUCAGUGGUCCCCAACCUUUCCGUAUGGCGGGCGCUGGACCAAGGACCGUGGCAGCAGUGGAGCAUCUGCUGAAAUGCCGCCGAAUUUCGGCAGCAUUUCGGCGGCGACACCUCUCGAUGACGUCACUUGUCAGUGGCAAGUGGCGUCAUCGAGAGGCGUC
Gopherus flavomarginatus (Mexican gopher tortoise) is the source of this 1680-nucleotide messenger RNA. Its product is annotated as mast cell protease 1A-like. The record is from RefSeq and is a predicted model, not a curated record. Bases 1 to 996 code for a protein of 331 amino acids. NCBI's taxonomy places the organism in Eukaryota, Metazoa, Chordata, Testudines, Testudinidae. Gene Ontology annotation, cellular component: cytoplasm; intracellular membrane-bounded organelle. Gene Ontology annotation, biological process: proteolysis. The transcript is spliced from 5 exons. Gene Ontology annotation, molecular function: serine-type endopeptidase activity.